Molecule: messenger RNA, 1833 nt
Organism: Leptonychotes weddellii (Weddell seal)
Lineage: Eukaryota; Metazoa; Chordata; Mammalia; Carnivora; Phocidae
Source: RefSeq, a predicted model, not a curated record
CCUCUUGCUGGGCGGUCAGAAAACCAGGCCGAAAUCCCCACCGUCUUCCUGGCAUGGCGCGUCGCCUCACCCUGAGCCUCUUCGCUCAUCUUUGAAGAUCGGCCAGCAGAACCCGCCUCUGGGGUUGUCCUGAGGAGUACAAGAGGGGAAAGAUGUAGGGGCCCGGGGCACAGUAGGUGCUCAACAGUGAUUGUCGAAUGGAUGAAAGAGAAGAAAUUUAUCUGGACAGAUUUGGCUUAUCACCAUCACGGUGAUGACAUCGUGGCCAGAUGCACCCACGAGGUCACUCCUGCUGACUCCCCCCCGCAGGGUGGCUGGCGCUGAGAGGGAAGAGCAGGCCCUGGGCGAAGGUGCCUGUGCUUGGGGUUCCCAUCACGAACCGCUCCUUCACCAAGCACUUCUCUCAGCUGCCCUGUGACUUUGUGUGGCUGCCAGCCGCGUGCAGGGCAGUGAACACAUGCACACUCAUCAAAUUGCUAAGAACAUUUUAGUUCCGAUUCUGGAAUGAAACAAUGCAAGUUGCCUGGAAUUUUCUUUCCUUGGGAAUCAUUCCUGGUAUUAUGGUUGAGGCCUCUCUGCCUCUCCCUCGUUCUUUUUACCUGCUUUUCUUUUUUGAGGACAUCAUGCACAGCUGUCUCAGGCACCUCAGGCCUCGCGACUUUGAGCAGCUUCCCGACGACAUUGCGGUCUCUGCCAACAUCGCGGACAUCGAGGAGAAGAGGGGCUUCACCAGCUAUUUUGUUUUUGUCAUCGAGGUGAAGACUAAAGGGGGAUCCAAGUACCUCAUCUACCGCCGCUACCGCCAGUUCUAUGCCUUGCAGAGCAAGCUGGAGGAGCGGUUUGGGCCGGAGAACAAGACCAGCCCGUUCACCUGCAACCUGCCCGUGCUCCCAGCCAAAGUCUACAUGGGUGUGAAACAAGAGAUCGCAGAGAUGCGGAUACCCACCCUCAACGCCUACAUGAAGAGCCUCCUCAGCCUGCCCAUCUGGGUGCUGAUGGAUGAGGACGUCCGGAUCUUCUUCUACCAGUCAUCCUAUGACUCAGAGCAGGUGCCCCAAGCACUGCGCCGGCUCCGGCCGCGUACCCGGAAAGUCAAGAGUGAGUCCCCACAAGGUGCCAUCUUUGACCGCAUGGCAGCUCCGCGAGCAGAGGCCCUGUUUGACUUCACUGGCAACAGUAAACUGGAACUGAAUUUCAAAGUUGGAGAUGUGAUCAUCCUUCUCAGUCGGAUCAAUAAAGACUGGCUGGAGGGCACUGUCCGUGGAGCCACGGGCAUCUUCCCGCAGUCGUUCGUGAAGAUCCUCAAGGACUUCCCGGAGGAAGAAGACCCCACCAACUGGCUGCGCUGCUACUUCUAUGGGGACACCAUCAGCACCACCAAGGACAUCGCCGUGGAGGAGGACCUCAGCAGCACUCCGCUGUUCAAGGACCUGCUGCAGCUCAUGAGGCGGGAGUUCCAGAGGGAGGACAUCGCCCUAAAUUACCGGGAUGCUCAGGGGGAUCUGGUGCGGCUUCUCUCAGACGAGGACGUGGCGCUCAUGGUGAGGCAGGCCCAACGUCUCCCCUCCCAGAAGCACCUCUUCCCCUGGAAGCUGCAUGUCACCCAGAAGGAUGACUACGCGGUCUACAACACUGUCCCCUGAGCUGAUGGUGUCCCUGGGGCAGGGAGGGACACUUGGUAAGAAGCCCUCCGAGGAGAUUAGGACCAGGAAAGCCUGGGAGCAUGGGACAGACUUCCUGGUUUGAAUCCAUGAACCGGCUCGGCUUGGCUUGUAUUCUGUCUAUCUGCACACUUGGUCUCAGAAUUAAAUAAACCCUUUCAUCUCAAAGGUC